Messenger RNA from Ictidomys tridecemlineatus (thirteen-lined ground squirrel), 1294 nucleotides. It is a transcript of the gene Brix1, whose product is annotated as biogenesis of ribosomes BRX1. Gene Ontology annotation, biological process: ribosomal large subunit assembly; rRNA processing. Gene Ontology annotation, cellular component: nucleolus. Gene Ontology annotation, molecular function: rRNA binding. Lineage: Eukaryota; Metazoa; Chordata; Mammalia; Rodentia; Sciuridae. The record is from RefSeq and is a predicted model, not a curated record.
AAGCGAGCGGCCGGCCCGGAAGUACUUCAGAGAGCUACGGCGGUGAGGCAAGAUGGUGGCAACCAAGAGGAAACGGCGUGGGGAUUUGGCGGUUCAGGCGAAGAAGCCAAAAAGAAACGAAAAAGAUGCCAAGUCUUUAUCUAAGUCGCCCGUCAAGGCAGAAGAGGUGGAGGAAGAAGAGAAAGACCGUAUCCCAGGUCCCGUUUGCAAGGGCAAAUGGAAGAAUAAGGAACGGAUUCUCAUUUUUUCUUCUAGAGGAAUAAAUUUCAGAACAAGACAUUUAAUGCAGGACUUGAGAAUGUUGAUGCCUCAUUCUAAAGCAGAUACUAAAAUGGAUCGUAAAGAUAAGUUAUUUGUGAUUAAUGAGGUCUGUGAAAUGAAAAACUGCAAUAAAUGCAUCUAUUUUGAAGCUAAGAAAAAACAGGAUCUCUAUAUGUGGCUUUCAAAUUCACCUCAUGGGCCAUCUGCCAAAUUCCUUGUUCAAAACAUUCAUACCCUGGCUGAAUUAAAGCUGACAGGAAAUUGUUUGAAAGGUUCUCGGCCCCUUUUGUCUUUUGACCCUGCUUUUGAUGAAUUGUCACACUAUUCAUUGUUAAAAGAACUCUUAAUUCAGAUUUUUAGUACACCCAGAUAUCAUCCCAAAAGCCAACCAUUUGUGGACCAUGUGUUUACUUUCACCAUUUUGGAUAACAGAAUAUGGUUUCGGAACUUUCAGAUCAUAGAAGAAGAUGCUGCUCUUGUAGAAAUAGGACCUCGUUUUGUCUUGAAUCUUAUAAAGAUUUUUCAAGGAAGUUUUGGAGGACCAACUUUAUAUGAAAAUCCUCACUACCAGUCACCAAACAUGCAUCGGCGUAUCGUAAGAUCUAUCACAGCUGCAAAAUACAAAGAGAAACAGCAAGUGAAAGAUGUGCAAAAACUGCGAAAGAAAGAGCCAAAGACUAUUCUUCCACAUGAUCCCACUGAAGAUGUUUUUGUUACACCAGCUGAGAAAAAACCAAUAGAAAUACAGUGGGUAAAACCAGAGCCAAAAGUCGAUUUGAAAGCAAGAAAAAAAAGGAUUUACAAAAGGCAAAGAAAAAUGAACCAGAAGGUGAACAGUGGGAAUGCAAAAUGAAUCAAUGGAUAAAGAUUUGCUUUUCAGUUGUUGUGUAUUUAUUUUGUAUUGAGUAUGUAAAUACUUUUAUCUAGGACUACCUUUUGUCUAAUUAGUGUACCAUUUAAAAGAAAAAAAAUCUUAAAAAUCAGUGAUGCUUAUCAUUUUCCAAAUAAAAUAUCACCAGAACUCAUCAGUUAA